AUGGCGGCGAUGAAAUACAUAAUAGUCAUCAUCCUUCUUCUUUCGUCAACACUACAGCUUGCUCAUUCUUCUUCUACGAGAUCUUUCUUCUGGUUAGGAGAAACACAAGAUAUGAAAGCCAUGAAAAAGGAGAAGGAGAUAGAUGGAGGAACAUCUAAUGAAGUUGAAGAAAGACAAGUUCCCACUGGAUCCGACCCUCUCCAUCAUAACCACAUUCCUUUUACUCCAUAGAGAGAUUCAUUAAUUCCUCCUUUUAUAUAUCUCUUCUCUUACAUCUUCUUUUGUUUCACAUUCAUGUUGACAUAUUAGUUUGUAACAGCUUUCA
Messenger RNA from Camelina sativa (false flax), 325 nucleotides. Its product is annotated as CLAVATA3/ESR (CLE)-related protein 40-like. The record is from RefSeq and is a predicted model, not a curated record. NCBI's taxonomy places the organism in Eukaryota, Viridiplantae, Streptophyta, Magnoliopsida, Brassicales, Brassicaceae.